Molecule: messenger RNA, 2935 nt
Organism: Prunus mume (Japanese apricot)
Lineage: Eukaryota; Viridiplantae; Streptophyta; Magnoliopsida; Rosales; Rosaceae
Source: RefSeq, a predicted model, not a curated record
CUUAAACCCUAGAAUCUUAACCCUGUUGCCCAAUCCUUAAACCCGCCAGAAAUACAGCAAGAAAAAGAAAAACAGAAAAAAAAAAACCUUAAACCCCCAUAAACCUUCCGUACAACUCCUCCUCCCCUCUCUUAUGCAACGCAUUAAACUCAAGCAACUCCGGGUUUGAACUCCAAUCCUCCUCCCGUCGCUUUUCAUCUUCUUCCCAAACGGUCGCUUUUCAUCAUCUCCGCCGAAGCAUCCGCACCUACCCAAAACCGAGCCACAAGCAUUGCAAGUCUGCAAUAGAAUUGGGUUGUUUGUUUAAAUUGGACUGAUUUUGUUGGAGAGAAGUUUCUGUUUUGUUCUUAAUAUGGGAAAGCAAUCAGCUCAGAACCCAAGAUUUGGGAAACGCAAAAUACCCAACAAGUUCAACACAGGCAGGAAAACUCGUCGUCUUGAGGAAGAAAAUGUUGCACAUAGCCCCUCCUCUACUUCCUCAGGGGAACUACCAAAGGAAGAAUCUAACGGUGUGUCUGAAGACGAAAUGGUUUAUAAAGAGCCAUCCAUGUAUGAUAAAUUGUUAAUGACGCUAGGGUCAUCUAGUAAAUCUGUUGCUGCUGCAUAUAAACAAAGAAAAAGACAAGAAGAAGGUUUAAGUGACACAGAAAAGGAUGAAGAUGAUGGGACUGAAUCUUCUAUUGACUCAGAUGAAGAGGAUGAUAGUGAAGAAGGAGUUGAUGAUGAAUUUCCUACGAAAGGAAAACCCAAAGACCCUGAAAUAGCUGGUAUUGAGGAACAGAGUGAAGAUGCUGAAACUGAGGAUGAUCUGGAGACCUCUGACUUGGAUGACCAGGAGAGCUAUGACUCGGGUGUACAUUACCUGGGAAUCAGUUGUCCAUCUGCUGUUGAAGAAUCAAUGUGCUUGAGUUCCUUUGAUGUACACUUUGGGCACAAGUUAACAAAAGCAGAGGUUGAAAAUCUGUCAAAAAAGAAAUGGAAAUAUGAGUGGGAAGUGCCUGCUGUUGGGAUGUCAAAGGGCAAGUGGGCUGGAACAGGAGAGUGUUUCAUAAAAGAUGACAACCCCAAUUCUGGUUAUGGUCUGAAGCCAAAGUUGUACAAGCACUGGUUGGAUGUAUAUAACACAUCUGGAGGCAAUAAUUUUCAUUCAUCUAGACAAAGAUUAUUCUUCUCCCUCUUCAACAGCUAUCGGGAUAUAUUGCAUUGCAACAAAAAACCCUUUUAUCAUAGAGGCUCUGACGAAGACUCGAGUGCCAUGGAUGCAUAUAUUAUGCAUUGUCUGAAUCAUGUCUUCAGAACUAGAGAUCUUGUAAUGAAGAAUGAUGCAAAAGUGUCCAAGCGUCAAGAAAUUGAUAAUAAUGAAAUUCUUGCUGAUGAUAGUUUCCUUGAUCAUGGAUUUACUCGUCCUAAGGUUUUGAUCAUAUUGCCAAUUGCGAGCAUUGCACUUCGUGUUGUUAAGAGGCUAAUACAGCUUACUCCUUCAGCUCACAAGGUUAAUGUGGAGCACAUGGAUCGAUUUUGUAGAGAGUUCGGAACUGAAGACGAUCAUGAUAAUGAGGACGAAAAAGAAAUUCCCCCAGGUGACCUUGACUACGGAAGUGUAAAACCUCAUAAGUCUACGAAACCUGGUGACUUUCAAGUACUUUUUGGUGGAAAUAGCAAGGAUGACUUCAUGGUUGGCAUCAAGUUCACAAAGAGGAGCAUAAAGUUGUACAGUGAUUUCUAUACCUCAGAUAUGAUAGUUGCCUCUUCAGUUGGUUUGUUGAAGAAAAUUGAUGAGGCUAAAGUAAAUAAGGAAAAGGAUGUCGACUAUCUUUCUUCCAUAGAGGUUCUAAUUGUUGAUCAUGCAGAUGUUAUAACAAUGCAGAACUGGAACUUUUUAAAGUCAGUUGUUGAACAAUUGAACCACAUACCCUCUAAGCAGCACGGAACUGAUGUCAUGCGUAUAAGACAGUGGUACCUGGAUGGAUAUGCAUCCUUCUAUAGGCAAAUGAUACUUUUGAGUUAUUAUUCAACCCCAGAUAUAAACAGUUUGUUCAACAAGAACUGCAAUAAUUACCAUGGGAAGGUGAAGUUGGUGCAUGAACAUAAAGGAGUUCUUCCUAAAGUUGUACUUCAAGUCCGCCAGAUUUAUCAGCGGUUUGAUGCAGAUUCAAUAGAGCAUUUUGAUGAUGCUCGUUUUGAAUAUUUUACUACGAAGGUUUUCCCAAAAAUAAAAGAUUCUAUUGAGGGUGGGAUUAUGAUAUUUAUCAGUUCUUACUUGGAAUAUGUUCGAGUUCGGAAUUUUUUAAAGUCGCAGAGUGCAUCCUUUUGUUUGCUUCAUGAAUAUGCAGAACAAAGUGAUAUUUCUCGUGCACGGGUUCAGUUUUUUGAAGGAAAGCGGAAGAUCAUGCUUUACACUGAGAGAUCACAUUUUUACCACAGAUAUAAGAUUCGUGGAAUUCAGAAUUUAAUAAUCUAUUCACUGCCAGAGAGAAAGGAAUUUUACCCUGAGGUUGUUAAUAUGAUUGAUGGGUCCCAUGACGUGGCAUGCACAGUGCUCUUUUCUCAUUUUGAUCUCCUUCGGCUUGAGAGAAUUGUGGGAAUGGCUUCAGCAAAGAGAAUGGUGACAUCAAAAAUGAGUAUGUUUUCUUUCUCUUGAAGACUUUGGUGAGCUCAAGAAGCCCUUAGAAAUUCAGAAUAUCAGGCACUUCCAGCACCGCAAUGGUAGCUAUUCUGUCGUCUUCCAAACCAACCUUCAUAAGAUACGAGCAAAGGAAGUCUUGAUUUUUGGAUAUAAGCAUGGGGGUUCAGAAAGGAUGUUCAAAGAAAUAAUGCAUUGUAAUUUAACUUUGUAUUCUUGACUUAUUUUUUUAAGCAACAGGACAGGUUUGAUAUUCUAGGUUGUUGUACAUGUAUAAUUUUUUAUAGUGAGCAAAUGCCAAUUGACAAUUUU